This is a messenger RNA of Sphaeramia orbicularis (orbiculate cardinalfish), 5699 nucleotides long. It is a transcript of the gene atosa, whose product is annotated as atos homolog A. The transcript is spliced from 12 exons. The record is from RefSeq and is a predicted model, not a curated record. Bases 1268 to 4561 code for a protein of 1097 amino acids. Lineage: Eukaryota; Metazoa; Chordata; Actinopteri; Kurtiformes; Apogonidae.
CGUUUUUAGUGACAUUCUAGCGGAAUAUUCAUGUCGGUGUUGGGUUUUAGGACCAGUUAUUCCUUAGACGCGGUGUCGCUUUCCAGAGAAGUUUUGGUCGCAGUUGUUAAGUUGGUGGUUGCUAUGGCUGCGAGUUCAUGCGAGGCUGGCAGAGAGGGAAGUGACGAGUGGGGCUGUUGUUGGGACACGUGACUGGAGCUGCACUGAUCUGUUUUGACAAGCAGUAGGGAGGGAAGUGAGGAGGGGAGACAGACUGUAAGCAUCACGACUAGAAGGACUCACUGUUCCUUUCAUCCGCAAGUCGCUUGACUAGUAUUAGUAUCGGUGUAGUCCGCUAGUUCCACCAGCCGGUUAACCUGUCAGCACCAAACAGCGAGAAGUAGUCCGCACUGGGCUCGGGAAAAGCGCCUCCGUCGUUACCGAAGCGUUCGGCCAGUAGUCGUGCUAUUUGUAGUCGGGUUGAAAAGUUUUAAUGAAGAUCACAAAGGAAGUCAGCACAGGUGGCGUUUCUAUCGUGAAGUAGAUGGCGGAGGCUCGAGUUCGGUGGAUGGGUAGAAAGUGGACAAUAUCCGCCUGAUGCCAUCCGUUAUAAGCACGAGACGGUGAAUAUGUUCCUGUCGUAAAUACCCAAACCGUCAACGGCAUCGGUGGACGCGUUCGUAGCUGAGCUGUGGCUACCUGCGCUGCGUUGGGGGUUGGGAUGUUUGCGAGGUCCUUGUCACCAUUGGCUUAACCAUACUGUAAGGAUAGGUUAGUUAGUUGGCUGCCGUGUUUGGUUUUUUGAGCUAACACUGCUGAGUUAGCAUCCUCCUAUUCUGGCACUGUCGCUGAGAGGAGCCAACGUUAGUGGAGAGAAGACAGAAAUGCAUCGCGGAGCUAUGGUUCAGGUGGUGGAAUUUGAGACGGACUGUAAGAGUAGUCAGUUUCAGUUACCCCCAGCCAGAUUGAUUACCUGCUAGCAAGCAUAUUGACAACUGACUAACCGCUCGUUGGCAUUCGCUAUCAGCUGUCUUUGUAUUAGUCAGUUGAACAAUACGGUGCGACUCGAUGGACGCGUACAGUAGCAUGCUAACAAAGCAAUGCUUUGUUGUUGGAUAGGGGGCAGCUGGCACCAACACACGGGCUUCACAGCUGAUAUUAUUGCUUAGCUAAUUCAGCAGGUCAUAGUCACUGUGGGUUUCGGGUCCAGACAGCGUCGUGCUGCUGUCAAAGUGUGUGUGUGACAGAAGACCCAGAAGACCCUGCCAGAGACACUGAAAGCAACCUGAUGACACUGGACAACAUGAAGCCUGAGCGAGAUGCAACUGAGGAGUUUUUUGAGUAUGAUGCAGAGGAAUUCCUGGUGUUCCUGACAUUGCUCAUCACUGAGGGAAGGACGCCAGAAUAUUCAGUGAAGGGCAGAACUGAGGGGCUGCAUUGUCCACCAGCCCAGUCUGCUAUGCCACCUCUUCACAAGCAUGAAUGCAGCGAUAAACUUCCCCAGUGUCGACAAGCAAGACGAACCCGUUCGGAGGUGAUCCUGCUGUGGAGGAACAACAUCCCCAUCAUGAUCGAGGUCAUGCUCCUGCCAGACUGUUGCUAUGGUGAUGAGUGUCCGCCAAGUGACCCUAUCAGCGACCCAGUCAUUAAGCAAGAUGCUCUACUGCUGGAAAGAUGGACCCUACAGCCUGUUCCAAGACAAAGCGGCGAUCGUUUCAUUGAAGAGAAGACCCUGCUGCUGGCUGUUCGCUCCUACGUCUUCUUCUCCCAGCUCAGCGCCUGGCUCAGUGCCUCACAUGGCAUCGUCCCCAGAAACAUCCUGUACAGGAUCAGUGCUGCAGAUGAGGAGUUGGUGUGGCAGUUUUCGCAGCCGCCUUCAGAGCACAUUUUCCCCGUCCCCAAUGUAUCUCAGAGUGUUGCACUGCAGGUUCGUGUUCAGUCACUUCCGCGUCAACCAACAUACCCGACCCUCGCCUGCAGCAUCCACACCGGCCUGCCUCCACUUUACAGCAAAACCUCCAGCCUGAACCCGAACCUAAACAGCCAUGGUGGACUGCCCACCCUCAAAAAGACCCAGGACCCCAGCAAAGAAAACCUCCUUCACAACUCCAACAUGUACAAGAACUCCAACUCCAUGUCCGGCCUACUCCUCAAUGGAUUACCUGUUCCGAAUCUCCCCAUCAACAACAUCCCCAUUAACAGCCUUCCCCAUACUGCCGUGCCGCCUCCUUACAGCAAAAAAAGCCAGGAGCCAGAUGAAAACCACAGCCAUGCGUAUCAGAACGGAGAGCUACCACAGGUCAACAUCCCCCAGCGUCAGGGCUCCCCACUUUUCCACAGGCCUUCCCACUCCCCCACACCCUCCCGCCCCCACUCGCCAUCUCCACUUUCAACCAGUAAGGCAGGAAAGUGGCUGUACUCGGCCCUCAAUGGGUCAUCUGACCCCACACAAGUAGAGGACUACGGUUCUGGAACUAACAGCAGUGAGAGGUCAAAAGGGCCCAUCCCUGAACCGCUGAAAGCUUUUAAGAAUUUCUCCAUGGCAGAGCCAACCCGCUGCCCCUCCCCACGACCUGUUGCAAGUGAGACAAACCCCCUCAUUGGCUCCUUGCUGCAGGAAAGGCAGGAAGUUAUUGCCCGCAUUGCACAGAGGCUUAACUUCUGUGACCCCACAGCCCCCCCACUCCCUCCAGGACUUUUUGCAUCUGACAACCCUCCCAAAGCCAUGUGGGGCAGUAACCAUGAAGACAUAACUGCCAGUAAGACCAAAGAGCCUGAGGUACCACCCUAUGAGUCUGUUGGACGCGUGUGGCCCACCCCCUUCAACACACCUGUGACUGACACUUCGUUCAGCAAACGGGAGAGCACGUCACCCAAACCUGCAGCCUGCCGGAAGCUGAAAAUGACUGAGAUAAGAGACAGAGAGGGAGAGAGGAAUGGAGAAAGAGAGAGAGACAGAGAGAAGGAGAAGGACCGGGAGAGGGACAGCUCCCUCAUCACUCAGGCAGUGCAGGACAUUACCAGACUCAUCCAGGAGAGGCUGUCUGUCCCCUCUCUGUCCCCAAGGCACAGCAGAAGUGGCAGCCCUCUGCACCAAACGCACACAACAACGGUCACGCACACGGUCCGCACAUACUCACACACUGCACACAUACCACAAGCCUCACACACUGCCACCAAUGGCUACACCAACGGCCACAUACCCAGCCAUGAACCUCACAGAGGCACGCACACCGCUGCCACACAUUCGCCUGUUUGCACAGACAAGCCCCGAGUCGAUGCGGGGACAGGUUGCCAUUCUCCCUGGGCCCAAAAUGGUGCUCACUUUACACUUGAAGAAUCUUCAUUCAAAGGCCAGUCCAACACCCAGGCUGGUCAGCGUUUACGAACUCCCCAGCAGGACAAGCUCAGAGUCCUGACACCCAGCAGCCACGAAACCCCCUUUGCCUCCCACUUUUUAGAGAACAGCUUGAAGAAUGAUCAGUUUUACAGUUGGACUUGCAGUGAUGCUACCCCAGCAAUGAAUUGUAACAUAAGCCACAACCAUAGCAUGCCUCAACCUCAGUCCCCAAUGCAAACCUGCGCAUCAACCCAGGCCUGUGCCCCCCAGGAUGAAAACCAGGCACCCCCCAAGUCUGGCAGCUCCAGCAUUUCCAGUCCAGACAUGACUCCCCCUUCCACUAUCUUGCGCUCUCACAGCCCUUCGCCUCUACGUCCCUGCAAUAGCUGGAAGAAACAGAAUCGCCACUCAUUAGAUGCUACAGCGACCAAGGCCUUCCACCCCUGUACUGGCCUGCCUCUGCUCUCCAGCCCUGUUCCUCAGAGAAAAAAUCAAACAGGCUACUUUGACCUGGACACCUCUCUGAUGGGCUGUAAAGGUUUACCUUGGGCCUCUGGGAAAAGGGUGUGUCCAAAGAGAGAGGGAUACACUGAUGAGUCUCAGCAGCUGUUCAGUGCCAGUGCUCCACCAGCAAGCCUCAGUCUGCUGGGAAACUUUGAGGAGUGUGUGUUGAACUACCGCCUGGAGCCUUUAGGAACAGUGGAGGGUUUCACAGCUGAGGUUGGAGCCAGUGGGUCCUUCUGUCCCAGUCACCUGACCCUACCUGUGGAUGUGUCCUUCUACAGCGUCUCUGACGACAACGCUCCUUCACCAUAUAUGGGUGUGAUAAACCUGGAGUCCCUGGGAAAAAGGGGCUACCGAGUACCUCCAUCAGGAACCAUUCAAGUGACCUUAUUUAACCCCAACAAGACGGUGGUAAAGAUGUUUGUUGUGAUGUACGACCUACGAGCCAUGCCAGCUGGACAUCAGACCUUCCUUCGCCAGAGGACUUUCUCUGUUCCAGUCCGCCGUGAUACAAACAAUCAUACCAGCAGGAAGCCCCUCACCCUUGGCCAGGGGCGCACCCUGCGCUACCUCGUUCAUCUGAGGUUCCAGAGCUCUAAGUCUGGGAAGAUCUACCUCCAUAGGGACAUCCGUCUGCUGUUUUCCAGGAAGUCCAUGGAGGUCGAUAGCGGUGCUGCCUAUGAGCUCCAGUCCUUUACAGAGUCCCCCAUUGAUCCACCGUUCUCUCCCCGCUGUUGAGGCCUGACUCCCUCCUUCAAUAUGCAGGCCACUACUGAAGCUUAAAUCACACCACGAUGCCAGCGAUAGACUCUUACCCAGCACGCUAGCCCAUGGGUAAUGUUUGAAAAGGCGCUAGAAGAGAAGAAGUUUAAGGACAGCAGUCAACAAGACUCACCUGACCUGUGCCCACAUCAUGUCCCGACUGUCACCAGAACCGACAAUGGGACCAAGAGCCUGGGAGACCUGUCAGAAAUUAAAUCUUGUUCUCUGUUAUGUGCACAACAUUGAAUCAGAAAGUUUGGGUCAAAUAUUGAGGUGUGAGGAUUUAAUGUCAGAUCCUCAUGGACAAGAAGGCCUUACCAGAUAUGAUAAAUGAUUCUUUUUCCUGCUGUUGUGUAUAACUCCACCCCGCAAGAGUUUUGAAGGAGAUUACGAAUACGUGAUUGUAUGUGAUUGUUGAAAAAGCAAUUUGGCAUUUAAAUUACCUCUGCACAGUUUUGACUUCAGUGUUUACUUCAAAUUAAAACCUUAAUUGGACCUCAACUUGAUGUAAUGAUGCACAUUUUCAGAUAAUAAUAAGGCCCUUUUAAUUGUAAAAGAGUUUGCGGUGACGGUUAGAUCUAUUAAACUGAGCUCAGUGACGACUCUGUGGUUCCUGAGCUCCGAUCGGAGAGCGUGCACAUGGAAAAGGAACUGGGUGGCAGACUGUGGUGGAACGCCAUCCCCUCACCCACGAAAAUGUACCAUGGACUACUAAAGAGGUUGAACAAGCAAUCGAGCUGCAUUCAACUGAAAACAUCACAGCAGAACAUCAGAAGUGCACUGUGGAUUUUUUUUCUCAUUAUAACUGGAAAUGAAACAGAAAAUAGUAAUAUUCUAAUACUUUUGUACUGUUACAGAACCACUUUAUCGGAAGUGUUGCAAUAGAAAGAGCAACUUAGUUUAGUGUUUACACGCUCACUUUCAGUUUACUUACCAUCAGUUUAUUUAAUAUUUAAAUUAAUAUUUCAGUUACUACUUGUGACGUCUGUCAUGCUAAGAUGAUGUAGUGCAAACUGUAUAUCAUAGUAUGUAUUUUUGACAUUAAUAUUCAAAUCUGAAAAAAAAAAAAAAAAAUCUAUAUAUCUUCUAAAGCAAUCUGAAAUCUGUUCUGGCA